This is a messenger RNA of Paramecium sonneborni, 517 nucleotides long. The record is from the annotation of a GenBank genome assembly. Lineage: Eukaryota; Ciliophora; Oligohymenophorea; Peniculida; Parameciidae.
AUGUUAAUAUUUUGGAUAUUUGUAUAAUUAGUUUGUGUUCUAAGCUAAUGUGAAAAAAUAAGUGAUCAAUAAGAAUGUAAUUCAAAUGAAUUAUGUGAAUGGAAUUAUUGGAAACCAUCAUUAUGUUAAAAUAUUUGUAGUUCAUUGAAGAAUGAAAGUACAUGUAAUUAAGCAGCAAAUUGUUAAUGGUAAGUAAGCUCAUCGUCAUGUUUUAUAAAAAAAUGUACAGAAGAAAAGAAUGAAGAUAGAUGUGCUUUAAUUGUAAUUAAUUUCUUUUAUUUAGGUUGCUUGUUUUUGGUCAAAAGACAUUUGUUGGGAUUCAUCUUGUAUUUAAUUAUAAGCAGAAGAAGCCGGAAAGUGUCCAAUUGCUUAUUGUAUUUGGGAUGAAAAAAGGAAACUAUGUUAUGAUAAGAAAUGUUCAGAUUAUAAUGAUUAAUAUGAUUGCUCUCAGAUGUCAUUUUGUACUUGGCAUAAAUAUAAGUGUAUAGAUAAUGGUAAUAAAAAACUUGAUUUUUGA